AUGUUCAGCUACGCGCUACUUCUUCUUGUUCUUGCAGUCAUUCCGGCUUGGGGUGCAGGUGCUAAUCCUGAUUCCUCCAAGCCGAUCAUCAUCACUGAUCCGCAAUCAUCCCAAGGUUUCGCGGCGUACUUUAAUCUUCUUGAUCGCAGCACUGGGCUUCCACGGGCGGAUUGGGAGUACAGUCAGUCUUCUAGAAGCGCUACUGCCUUGGACGAGUCAAAGUACUAUGACAAGAUGUAUUCCAUUCUCAAGACUCGAGGUCUAGAACGUCUGAAGCAAGCUGGACCAAUUUCUUCGGCAGCAGCACUCCGCUCACACCCUAACUAUGUCGACUUCUAUGAUGGCUCUCACCGUACACCCGCUGCCUACCUCAGGCUAGCCGAUAUCAUACCCGACAAUCCCUUGUCCAUCAACAACCCCGACGUUGCCAUCUUCAUGCAUCGCACCGCCUCCAUCUUUCAUCAGACUGCGCUCGCGCAAUGGCUCGAGCCCAAGCAGAUCAUCAGAGGUGCUUCGUUGCACAGUUCGAGCUCAAAUCAACUUGCCUAUCACACUGUGUGGGAGCACCCCCUUUCCAACAAGCAAUUAUUCUGGAUGAGCGACCUCAAAGAAAUUUACAGAUGGCCAGUACUCCCUGACAUGGAGCGACUGGGAUACAACCCAAGCACUAUCCAGGACGAGAUCCACAUCUAUAGCCGAGCAAAACCUCCUCGAUACUACGAGCAGGUCGGUUCGUUUGUCUUCCGGUCUUUGGUCCUUGCCAGCAGUCGCUACAUGGAGCAAUUUGAUCGCGACCCACGUUCCAACAACGAGAUCUUCAACACAUUUGCCCUCGUGUUUUCUCCCAUCGAUCGUAGGCAGCAGGCUAGGCCUUCUCCAUGGUUCCAAGCCCCGCUCUUUAGAAAUUUUGAUCCGGAUUCGGCGGACAAGUCGACAAGAGUCGUUCUGAACAAGUAUCAAUACAGAGGGCGUUUGUUUCCUGACCUGGAUCGUGUCAGGUACAUUCUCUCAACCGACAGUUCUGACCGUCCUACACUCAUUCCGAUCAGCAUCGUUCGACCAGUGCAGGUCAUUCCCAGCGUCAAGUUCGAAACCGUCAUCACCAUCCCCGAGGAACUAAGGAAAGAGGGAGCUGUCAGCUUCUCUCGCAUCAGAGCAGAUACGGUCCGACUCGUUCAGGACCCUGGCGUCUUCAAGAUCAAGUUGGGUGGCCCCUCUAAUAGAUACCUUUUCGGCAAGCCGCGCCCCCUUGGCCACCCUCUCUACUACGUCGAAUCACGUGGUCUAGAUCGCGAGGUCACAAGUGCUGAGGAUCCGAGAGCUGUCGCAGCUGCUGAUACCGCCCAUGCCGAAUCCUCCUCGCGAGCAAGCGGUGUCCCUCGCAGGCAUUCAAUACCAACAACGGAGAGCGCAAUUUUCUCUUACCAGCCUCACUCGCAGGACCAACAGGCUGAGGCUUCUCUCUGGGUGUCUGACAAUCAUCCGCAAAGUUCACAACAUCUUCGCGACGAGGUAGCUCGUAUUGGUGCCUUGGGUCACAACAACGCACCUCCAGGCUACCCGGUCGCUCAUACCUACCCUCAAGCACCUGCUUAUGCUCACCCGGGCUACGGUGGUUACGGGGAAACUGCAGUAGAGCAAAUGCACGUAGACCAGCCUGUCGAUCCUGGUAGGUACGUGGCUUCGUCACAUACUGUGCAAACACGUCCAUCCAGGCCACCGGUUCGCCACGACUCCACUCCAGCCAACCAGAGCCCGUAUGCACCCAUGGAUCCGGAGCUGUUGAGGGAGUUUCAGCAGCACAUGGAUCCUGUAGAGUAUGGUUGGCGUGUCUGGCGCGGCUGGCACCCUGGCGGGCGCAUCCCUUAG
Sporisorium graminicola is the source of this 1869-nucleotide messenger RNA. RefSeq lists its product as uncharacterized. The transcript has a single exon. Lineage: Eukaryota; Fungi; Basidiomycota; Ustilaginomycetes; Ustilaginales; Ustilaginaceae. The record is from RefSeq and is a predicted model, not a curated record. Bases 1 to 1869 code for a protein of 622 amino acids.